Molecule: messenger RNA, 1509 nt
Organism: Fonsecaea multimorphosa CBS 102226
Lineage: Eukaryota; Fungi; Ascomycota; Eurotiomycetes; Chaetothyriales; Herpotrichiellaceae
Exons: 9
Coding region: 1-1509 (502 amino acids)
Biological process (GO): transmembrane transport
Molecular function (GO): transmembrane transporter activity
Source: RefSeq, a predicted model, not a curated record
AUGGCUCUUUCAGACAAGGAUGCGCAGCACAUCAGCACUGAGUGCGAGGCUGACACCGAGGUGGCCCACAAGGCUCCUUCAUCCGUGGUCCAUGAGGAAUAUCUUAUCGAACGGCAUGGAACGUGCGAACUGGAUCCGCUCCCCUCUGCGGACCCCAAUGACCCUUUGAAUCUUCCAUCUUGGAGGAAACAUGUCCACCUCAUCCUCAUGGCGUUUCAUGGCCUGUUCUGUACCUCAAAUGCCGGCUCGGUGGUGACUGCGGUCGCUGAAUGGGCCACGCUCUAUGACGUUAGCAUUUCUGCCUCCGUUUACAUUGCCACUAGCCAGUUGAUUGCUCUUGCCGUUGCUCCCCUGGUCUGGAUCCCAAUCGUCAACCGAUGGGGUCGCGUGCCAGUCUUCUUGGUGUCUGCCCUUGGGUCGUCCAUGUUCAACAUAGCAUGUGCUCAGAGCGGCAGCUAUGCGUCUCAUAUGGUCUACCGGAUUCUGGUUGGUUUCUUCAUUUCACCCGGUAUCACAGUGCCUCAGGGUGUUGUAGUGGAGAUGUUCUUUGCAAAGGAACGAGCUCAAAAAAUGGGAGUCUGGGUGCUCUUUGCGAACUCAGGCGCUUCAAUAGGUCCCGCACUGAUGGGCUUUCUCAUCAAAGCCAAGGGCUGGAGAUGGGUCUACCGGGUAUUCGCAAUUUUGGAGUUUGUCCUUUUCGUCCUCUAUUACCUCUUCAGUCCAGAGACGCUUUACCGCCCCAAUACCAGCAACCAAGAAAAUAAUGAGGAUGAAAGCAACUCCCGACCACCGCAGCGAAAUUGGUGGCUGAGAUUUGCAAGACGAAUCGACCCUACUCCUCUCCGAAUGUUUGAUUUCAUCGAGCCGCUUUGGCUUUUGAGGCACUGGAAUAUCCUGGUGGUCAACAUCGCAUAUUCCGUGGCUCACAACUUCGUCCUGACCCUGCUACUCGUGGAAAUGUCCACCUUGUAUGAGCCACUCUUCAAUCUCGGCCCGCAACAAGCCGGAUUGAACUACUUCGCAUUGCUGGUUGGCUCGCUACUUGGUGAACAGCUAGGAGGGCCUUUCAGUGACUGGUUGCGCAACCGUCAGAUCAAACGAACCAAGCGGAACAUCCCUGAAGACAGACUCUGGGUCUCUCACUUGGGCAUCCAACUGAUCAUUGUUGGCAUCGUUGUGUUUUUUGUGGAGAUCGCCAAUGCUUCUGGCCACUGGAACAUCAGGCCCGAUAUUGGAGUUGGCAUUGCUGCUUUCGGAGUCCAAAUCGUCGCCACCGUCCUCGUUACAUAUUGUUCUGAUAGUUUGCCCCGACAUGAAUCCGCCUCAUUGGGGGUAGUGAUCAAUUUCACAAAAUUGGUCUGGGGGUUUGCAAGCCCCUUCUGGUACCCUGUUAUGAUCGAAUCCGUCGGUCUGAAAGGAUCUGCGGGUGUCGUCACGGGAGUCACCGUUGCUUUCGCCAUGCUUCCGCUCGUGGCUCUUCAGAUCUGGGGAAGAUACAAGAAGCACUAG